UUCUUCUCUAUUUUAUUUUUUAUUUAAAUAAUAAUUAUCUUCGAAUAUUCGAUCGUCUUUUGUUCGUUUUAGUUUUUAAUUUUAUUGACGUCUUAUGUUCAAGACCGAUCAAAGAAAAUGUUAAGUUUGACGUAUUCCUGGAUUUCAUUAUCCAUUAUUUUAAUAUAAUUAAGAUCAGUUUUUUGAAGGAGAUAAAGAAAAAAAAAAAGAAGAAGAAGAAAAGAGAAAAGAAAUCUUAAUAGUUAAAAUGUCAGAAGAAUUGGACAACGAUGGGACAUUAAAAUCUCACGAAUUUGGUCCACCGAAAUCGUUACAAAAAAUGGAGAAUGCAGACAUCUUGUGGAAAAUGAUAACGAAACGAUUUCCAAAUGCUGCGCCACUUCUUUGCGAGAUGGAAGCUGUUAUUGAUCGUGCGGAUGAUCUUUUACGACAGCUCAGAAAACCUUAUGGAAGAUCAGUUGAAGAUGCUGAAGUUUUUGAAGAUGUAGCAAUCAUGACGAACACAGUCGAAACACAAAUUUCGAAAAGCAGUAUCACCACCGUCGAUACAGAUUUUGACUCCAUUUUGUCUAAUCAACCAUCCUCUUUGAUUGGCCAAAAAUCAAAUAACUCAAAAGACGAUUUAAAAGAGGAAGAAAAUGGAAAGGAAAGUAAUAAAAACGUUGACGAAUGUAAAAGUGAAGAAAACGUACGAAAACAGAUAGAAUCUCCGUCGAAUUCGAAAAAAAUUGUCGAAAAAAUUCAAGAGAAUGAAAAGAAACAUUCUUCGGGAGAUUGGAAUGAGAAUAUAAACGUAGAAAAUCAUUCUUCUACUAUAAACGAUUCAGAAGAGAUGGAAAUCUAUAAAAAUGUUGAAAUAACUGGCAUAUACGAAAGAGAUAAAAUAAUAACAUUCUCUGACGAUGAAAAUAUUAAUAAGAGAACACCAUGGGAUAUUCUCGAGGAAUAUGCUAAUCAAUGUAACAUAAGUAUUGAUUAUCAUUGUGAGAAAAAUAAAUGCAAUCGUUUUGUGAUUAGCGGGAAAUUAUCUGAAUUUUCUGCAACCGGCUGUGGAGAUACAGAAGAUCUGGCUAAAAACAAUAUAGCCAAAAAAAUAUUGCAAAAUAUAGCUGAUCAUCAGAUGAACGACAAAGAGAUGAAACAAUUGUUGGAAUUAUCUCGAGAACAGAUAUUGGAAAUAAUUAAUUUUGGGAACGACGAUACAAUUGAGACGCCUUUAAGAAAAGUUUACAUGCUUUGUAUAAAAAAGGGAGGAUCUGCACCAAGAUACAUAACCGAAAGGGAAUACAAGCAUCAAGGUGUGAAGUGUGUAGCUAAAUGCAUGGCUUUGAAUCAUGUAGUUGAAGGAGAAGGAGUGAGCCGUCAUAAUGCGAAAAAGGCUGCCGCUGAACAAUUUUAUCAAAAAUAUUCCGAUAACGAGAUAUAAGAAACAAAUUUAAGGAUUAAGAAAUGAAAAAAAAAUUUCGAUAAUAACGAAAAAAAAAUAUAAAGAACUGUUCUCGACACAAUUUUCAUGGUAUUUUAGAUACUAUCCAGGGUAAUUUUCCAGUUUUUUUGAACGACCAAUAAUCGUACAAAAGUUUGCCAAUAAUUAAAAAUAUCAGGAAUGCCAAUAUAAUAUUUAAAAUGUCUAAUGGAUAAAUCAAAGAGUUUUCGUCCGAUGAAAUACAAAUUUCUGUUCGAGUCAAGUCACGAAUCUGCGAAGCAAAAAAGGAAAAAAAAAAAGAAGAAAAAAAAGAAUAGAAGAAAACAAUGACAUUUUCUUGACUAAAUAAAAUAUUUCGAUAAAUUAGAUAAAUAAACAAAUAAGUUACCUGUUUGUUUGAAUUCUCAUCGCCUCUGACAGCUGCACACUUGACCUCGUUUAUAUCUCGAACUAAAUUUGUAUACCUAAUCAAUAGAUCCUGUAAUUCAUGGAACAUUGUCGAUAUAUCAAACAUUUCAUUAAGAAGUUUAAUUUUUAAAAGAAAGGAAAAUGAAAAAUAAUAGAAAAUAAUAAUAAUAAUAAUAAUAAUAAUAAUAAUAAAUAACAAUAACGUAGAUCGUAUUACCUGAAAUCCAGGAGUGAAAAGACAAUCGCAUCUCCACGGAUUAUUACCAAGAUAUAAUCUUGCUACACUACCACUUUGAAGCAAAACAUUCUCCAAUGCAUAAGUUGGCACCUAAAGAAUAUAAAUUACGAGAAUUAUAACUUAUUAGCCUAAGAGAUUCAUUAGCAUGUUAAAUAUUAUCAGGUGUUCAAGAAAUCUUGAAAAUAUUCCAAUAUGGCGGCUAAUAAUACAAUACCAGAAUUAAAUAAGGCUAUAUAUAUAUAUACAUACAUACAUUAAAAAAAAAAAAAAAAAAAAAAAAAAAAAAAAAAAAAAAAAAAAAAAGAUAAAUUAUAACGAUAUUUAGUUUGUCUAUAACAGAGAUUCAUUAGCAUGUUAAAUAUUGUCAUCCUUGAAAUAUUUUAACGUAAGAGCUAAUAAUAAAAUUAUCAGAACAAAAUGAAGGCUAUGUAAAAAAAAAAAAAAAAAGAUAACGAAUUUAGGUUCGCCUAGAAAAGAGAUUAAUUGGCGCGUUAAAUAUCGUCAUGUUUUUUCUUUUUUCUUUUUUUUUUUUUUCCCCUAAUAUUUCAACAUAAUAGCUAAUAAAACAACAGAUAAUGAAUGGCCAUACUAAUGAUCUUAAUUUAAUAGUCAAUACAAACGUCUGAGAGUUUAUUUCCACGUAAACUGAAAAGGCGAAAAUGAUCGAGCCAAUAGGAACCAUCCAAUUGUACAAUGGACUCGACUAAAUUGUCAUCUAGAUAAAGAUCCAAAACUUGUUUGUAGACUGGAUUUUUCACUAGAGGUGUCAAAUCCUUUAUCUAAGAUCAUUAAACUCUUAUGA
Vespa velutina is the source of this 2874-nucleotide messenger RNA. RefSeq lists its product as uncharacterized. The record is from RefSeq and is a predicted model, not a curated record. The coding region runs from base 248 to 1426 and encodes 392 amino acids. The transcript is spliced from 8 exons. NCBI's taxonomy places the organism in Eukaryota, Metazoa, Arthropoda, Insecta, Hymenoptera, Vespidae.